Messenger RNA from Coffea eugenioides, 603 nucleotides. RefSeq lists its product as uncharacterized. The transcript has a single exon. The record is from RefSeq and is a predicted model, not a curated record. Lineage: Eukaryota; Viridiplantae; Streptophyta; Magnoliopsida; Gentianales; Rubiaceae. The coding region runs from base 36 to 476 and encodes 146 amino acids.
UCUACUAUAAAUCAUCCUUCCAAAAUGCUCGAAAGAUGGUAAGAAAACAACAGAGGAGAGAGAUGGAUUGGUUUUAUUCCAGGAGGGGUCCGGAAUGGAAACAAGGAUGGAGAGGCCAGACGAUGGCCUCACUCUCCUUGCCACCGCUUCCGCUACUGGCCAUAUUUGCCAUUGUUAUUUUCUUGUUAUCAUUGUCCCAAUCCACAAAUUACAGGGAGCAGCUAAGCCCUGCAACCAUCGACUUGAAGUUGCUCCUCUUCUUAGUGCCCAUCCUUCUAAUCUUGUUAAUUCGUCCUAGCUUUUCUGGUGGCUGGUUCAACUUCGGGACUCCAAAGCCCAGGCCCGGUUCAUCAGCACAUCAGAGUGGCGGAUUCCCAUGGGGUGUUGCCUUGUUGGUGGGGAUCCUCGUAGUGUUGGUUUCUUAUCAAUCAUCAUUUCAAUCUAUGUGGUUUACCCCUCUGCGGAGCUCAGAUUAGUAAGCCGAAGGGCAGCAGUAACUUGCAAGCUAGGAGUUGUGUGCAUCUCUGUGUGUGUGUUUAUUUACAAAUAAAUUGAAACAUUACUUAGAAUAGUAAAUUGCCAAAAAAUUGUUACGUUUGUUCA